AUGGCCGCGUCUCCGCCCCGCCGAAGAAAUGAUCCUGUGGUCGCUCUUCGCCUCGAUGACGAGGGGAACGUCACUGUCCUGACGCGCGCUGAACUCGACCACGACGAUCCAUCAGCUUCUUGUGGAAUAGAGCUCCUGGAGAAUGACGAAGGCGACAGAACUUUCACCCAGGUCGUCAUCCGGUCGUUGUAUAACGAUGGAUGUGAAAUGUUCUCUAAGGAUAUUUUUCGGAAUGUUGCCGAGCAAUUCGACCUGUGCGCAAAGCAUCCCAACGUAGAGCAUCGCGUUUCGCUUAUGGGAAUCGACGGCAUAAUUGUGGACUUCUUCUUCAAACUCGGAGCGGAUGUCACCGACGGGGGAAAGGUCCGUUGGCCGGGCUGCAGGAUCAAAACCUCCAAACCCCGUCUCGACUACCGCGGUAUCCGCCGGCUCAUGUUAGCUGCGGGCAGCCCGCAUUCCAAUCCGGAGGGCGCCUACCUGACCAUCGGUAUCGUGUUAGAGACGGAGAUUUACGACGCCACAACCAACGCCGUGCUUAGCCCCUGGCUGGACCGAAGUUGCCACACCGUCUUGCAGCGAUUCUACCGCGAGCGGCAAUCCUAG
Molecule: messenger RNA, 603 nt
Organism: Dichotomopilus funicola
Lineage: Eukaryota; Fungi; Ascomycota; Sordariomycetes; Sordariales; Chaetomiaceae
Exons: 2
Coding region: 1-603 (200 amino acids)
Source: RefSeq, a predicted model, not a curated record